Hibiscus syriacus is the source of this 819-nucleotide messenger RNA. Its product is annotated as ubiquitin-conjugating enzyme E2 2-like. The coding region runs from base 193 to 651 and encodes 152 amino acids. Lineage: Eukaryota; Viridiplantae; Streptophyta; Magnoliopsida; Malvales; Malvaceae. Gene Ontology annotation, biological process: proteasome-mediated ubiquitin-dependent protein catabolic process; DNA repair; protein polyubiquitination. The record is from RefSeq and is a predicted model, not a curated record. The transcript is spliced from 6 exons. Gene Ontology annotation, molecular function: ubiquitin conjugating enzyme activity.
AAGUCUUCUCCUUUGGAUCACUCGGUGUAUAAUUAAUCAAAAGGAACGAAUAAAUAAACGUUUCUCUGAUAUUAUUUUCCAUUUUUUAAUCAGCAAUUAUUGGGAAGGAAAAUUUGUUAACUCGUUGGAUUCUGAAGCUUUCUUUUGGAGGAUCCUUGUAAACUCGCCGCGUUUACUCAGAAAGCGGUGAGGAUGUCGACUCCAGCAAGGAAGAGACUGAUGAGGGAUUUUAAGAGGCUGCAACAAGAUCCUCCUGCAGGAAUUAGUGGUGCUCCUCAAGAUAACAAUAUUAUGCUCUGGAAUGCUGUUAUAUUUGGGCCUGAUGACACCCCAUGGGAUGGAGGUACAUUUAAACUGACACUUCAAUUUAUGGAAGAUUAUCCAAACAAGCCACCAACUGUUCGUUUUGUCUCUCGAAUGUUCCAUCCUAACAUUUAUGCGGAUGGAAGCAUCUGUUUGGACAUUCUACAAAAUCAGUGGAGUCCAAUUUAUGAUGUAGCUGCAAUACUGACAUCUAUUCAGUCAUUGCUUUGUGACCCGAAUCCAAAUUCUCCAGCAAAUUCCGAAGCUGCUCGUAUGUUUAGUGAGAAUAAGCGUGAAUACAAUAGGAGAGUGCGUGAGAUUGUUGAGCAGAGCUGGACAGCUGAUUGACAGAUCACUCGCUCAUGGAUUAAUAGUUCGAUGCCCCUUUAUGUCUAAAUAACAUUGACACUGAAAAGAUAUGUUGCAAACUAUUUAGAAUCUAUUUAUCAUGUUGGUUUGUUUUAUAAGGAUGGAUAACGCUCCCUUUAUUGAAAUGAUUUGUCGUAUCUUCACGUG